AUGAACUUUCCAAAUCCAACCCAUGCCACGUCAUCACCUUCUACUUCUUCCUCAUAUACACUCACCCAUGCUUCUCCUAAUUUCAAGCGUCCUAUGUUAUUGCCACAGGCAAUCUGUACCUCACAAAAAAAGUCAUUAUGCUCUGGAGCCUUCGUGGAGCCUUAUGUUAACUCCAAUCAUGUGAAAAGUUACAUAACUUCCGGUUUUUCUCCCCAGCGAUCUGAAGCACAAUCCUUGGUUUCCAACCAAUCACUCAACAAACACGCGUUCUCGGUGGAAGCUUUAGUAACUCGAACAGCUCAAGAUGUUUCUGAAACAACUCUUAAUGGUGAUGACAAGAUUGGAGUGUUGUUGCUAAACCUUGGAGGUCCAGAGACUCUAGAAGAUGUGCAACCUUUUUUAUUUAACCUUUUUGCUGACCCGGAUAUUAUACGAUUGCCAAGAAUAUUUAGUUUUCUUCAAAAGCCACUGGCCCAGUUUGUAUCUGUUCUAAGGGCUCCAAAGAGCAGAGAAGGCUAUGCUUCAAUUGGCGGCGGUUCUCCACUUCGACGCAUAACUGAUGCACAGGCUGAAGAUUUGAAGAAAUCUCUUUUUGCAAAGAAUGUCCCUGCCGAAGUGUAUGUUGGUAUGCGUUACUGGCAUCCAUUCACUGAGGAAGCUAUUGAACAGAUUAAAAAAGAUGGAAUUACAAAGCUGGUCGUUCUCCCACUUUAUCCACAAUUUUCAAUAUCAACCAGUGGCUCGAGCUUACGUCUACUGGAAAGCAUAUUCCGAGAGGAUGAGUAUCUAGUCAACAUGGAGCACACGGUAUUACCUUCAUGGUAUCAACGUGAAGGAUACAUAAAGGCCAUGUCAAGUUUAAUCGAAAAAGAGCUGAAGAGUUUUGACUCCCCUAAGGAGGUCAUGAUAUUCUUUAGUGCGCACGGGGUGCCUCUUGCUUAUGUGGAAGAGGCCGGUGAUCCAUACAAAGCAGAGAUGGAGGAAUGUGUGGAUUUGAUCAUGGAAGAGCUUGAGACAAGAAAGAUAACAAAUGCUUACACCCUUGCCUAUCAGAGUAGAGUUGGACCUGUGGAAUGGUUAAAACCAUAUACAGACGUGACGAUAGUUGAACUUGGAAAAAAGGGAGUGAAAAGUCUGUUGGCUGUUCCAAUUAGCUUUGUCAGUGAACAUAUUGAAACUCUAGAAGAAAUUGAUGUUGAAUACAAAGAAUUGGCUCUAGAAUCUGGAAUAGAAAAAUGGGGCCGUGUUCCUGCUCUAGGAUGCGAACCUUCCUUCAUUUCUGAUUUGGCAGAUGCUGUGAUUGAAAGUCUCCCAUAUGUUGGUGCCAUGGCAGUUUCAAACAUCAAUGCUCGACAGUCUUUGGUUCCGCUUGGCAGCGUAGAGGAGUUAUUGGCAACAUACGACUCACAACACAGGGAGUUGCCAUCGCCGGUGAUAGUGUGGCAAUGGGGUUUGACAAAAAGUGCUGAAACUUGGAAUGGAAGAGUAGCCAUGCUAGCUGUGCUGCUGCUUUUGUUUUUUGAAGUCACCACACCUGAUAGUGUUUUUCACCAGUGGGGAAUUUUAAUGUCCUCUCUUAGGUGA
Vicia faba (fava bean) is the source of this 1584-nucleotide messenger RNA. NCBI's taxonomy places the organism in Eukaryota, Viridiplantae, Streptophyta, Magnoliopsida, Fabales, Fabaceae. The record is from the annotation of a GenBank genome assembly.